Vombatus ursinus (common wombat) is the source of this 2135-nucleotide messenger RNA. Its product is annotated as metabotropic glutamate receptor 6. Gene Ontology annotation, cellular component: membrane. Lineage: Eukaryota; Metazoa; Chordata; Mammalia; Diprotodontia; Vombatidae. The transcript has 9 exons. Bases 103 to 2118 code for a protein of 671 amino acids. Gene Ontology annotation, biological process: G protein-coupled glutamate receptor signaling pathway; regulation of synaptic transmission, glutamatergic. The record is from RefSeq and is a predicted model, not a curated record. Gene Ontology annotation, molecular function: adenylate cyclase inhibiting G protein-coupled glutamate receptor activity.
CCUCAGAUCAGCUAUGCAUCCACAGCCCCCGAGCUCAGCGACAAUGCCCGCUAUGACUUCUUCUCCCGGGUGGUCCCACCAGAUUCCUACCAAGCUCAAGCCAUGGUCGAUGUUGUGCGGGCUCUGGGCUGGAACUAUGUGUCCACUCUGGCUUCUGAGGGCAACUAUGGGGAGAGCGGGGUUGAGGCCUUUGUGCAGAUCUCCCGAGAAGCUGGAGGCGUCUGCAUUGCUCAGUCGAUCAAAAUCCCCCGGGAACCAAAGCCUGGAGAAUUUGACAAGGUCAUCAAAAGGCUCAUGGAGACGCCUAAUGCCCGGGGCAUCAUCAUCUUUGCAAUCGAGGAUGACAUCAAGCGGGUCCUGGAAGCUGCCCAAAAGGCCAACCUGACAGGCCACUUCCUGUGGGUGGGCUCAGACAGUUGGGGGGCUAAGACCUCCCCCAUUCUGAACGUUGAGGAUGUGGCAGUGGGUGCCAUCACUAUUCUUCCCAAGCGGGCUUCCAUUGAUGGGUUUGACCAGUACUUCACCACCCGCUCCUUGGAGAACAACCGGCGCAACAUCUGGUUUGCCGAGUUCUGGGAGGACAACUUUAACUGCAAGCUGACGACGAGCUUUGGUGCCCAAUCUGAUGAUGCUGCCACCCGCAAGUGCACGGGUGAAGAGAGGAUUGGGCGAGACUCAGCCUACAAGCAGGAGGGCAAGGUGCAGUUUGUGAUUGACGCCGUCUACGCCAUCGCUCAUGCCCUCCACAGCAUGCAUCAGGCUCUGUGUCCAGGCUACACUGGGCUUUGUCCUGCCAUGAGCCCCACCAAUGGGCGCACACUCCUGCAGUACAUCCGAGCAGUUCACUUCAAUGGCAGUGCAGGGACCCCUGUGAUGUUCAAUGAGAAUGGGGACGCCCCUGGGCGCUAUGACAUCUUCCAGUACCAAGUGACAAACGGCAGUGGAGGCUACCGUGCUGUGGGCCAGUGGACUGAAUCCUUGAAGCUCAAUGUAGAAGAAUUGGAGUGGUCAGGCAGCCCCCUGCUGCCACCGACUUCCCUGUGCAGCCUCCCAUGUGGGCCUGGGGAGCGAAAGAAGAUGGUGAAAGGUGUCCCCUGCUGUUGGCACUGUGAACCUUGCGAUGGCUACCGCUACCGGGUGGAUGAAUUUACCUGUGAGGCCUGCCCAUUAGGAGCCAGGCCCACACUGAAUCAUACUGGCUGUCGGCCCACACCUGUCAUCCGCCUUGACUGGGCCUCUCCCUGGGCUAUCCCGCCCCUCCUGCUGGCUGUGGCAGGCAUUGCAGCUACUGCCUCUGUGCUGGUCACCUUUAUAAGGCACCACAAUACCCCCAUUGUCCGGGCCUCAGGCCGUGAGCUCAGCUACAUCCUCCUCACGGGCAUCUUCCUCAUCUACGCCAUCACCUUCCUCAUGGUGGCUGAGCCAGGCCCUGCCAUCUGCGCUGCCCGACGCCUCCUUCUUGGGCUGGGCACCGCCCUGAGCUACUCUGCCCUGCUCACCAAGACCAACCGCAUCUACCGCAUCUUUGAGCGUGGCAAGAGGUCUGUCACUCCCCCACCCUUCAUCAGCCCCACCUCACAGCUCGUCAUCACCUUCAGCCUGACUUCUGUGCAGGUCAUAGGUGUAGUAACCUGGUUGGGUUUCCAGCCACCACACAGUGUCAUCGACUACGAAGAACAGCGGACACCAGACCCGGAACGAGCUCGGGGGGUCCUCAAGUGUGACAUGUCAGAUCUCUCCCUGAUUGGCUGCCUUGGCUACAGCCUGGUGCUCAUGGUGACCUGCACGGUCUAUGCAAUCAAAGCUCGUGGGGUUCCAGAGACAUUCAAUGAGGCGAAGCCCAUUGGCUUCACCAUGUACACCACCUGUAUCGUGUGGCUUGCCUUUGUCCCCAUCUUCUUCGGCACAGCCCAAUCUGCCGAGAAGAUAUACAUCCAGACGACAACACUGACUGUGUCGAUGAGCCUCAGUGCCUCGGUCUCCCUGGGGAUGCUCUAUGUGCCCAAGGUGUACAUCAUCAUCUUCCGUCCUGAGCAGAAUGUUCAAAAGCGCAAACGAAGCUUCAAGGCAACCUCCACCCUGGUAGCCCCCAGUGAGGAGGGCAGCACUGCCAAGUAGCUAGAGGAAGAAGGCUG